Messenger RNA from Penicillium olsonii, 2406 nucleotides. The record is from the annotation of a GenBank genome assembly. NCBI's taxonomy places the organism in Eukaryota, Fungi, Ascomycota, Eurotiomycetes, Eurotiales, Aspergillaceae.
AUGCAGCUAUGGACCGGUCGAGGUAGUUCCCUCUGCGCCUUGCGAUCUUUCACCGGCUUGGCUGUACGGUCAUUUACUACAACCUCCAUUCUCCAACGAUCGAGAAAAACGAAGGAACCGGCGAUACUUCCAGAUAAGAAAACCAAGAAAAGGGUUCGUCGGCGAUCAGUCACACCACGGCAUUAUGCUAACCCAACUAUUCAGACGGCAGUUCAGAUCCCCGAAGCCAGAGCGAUUCGAAAAGAUAUUGCGGCCGCGCGAGAUUUCAUCCAAUUGGUCGAGGCAGCGUUGCGCGACAUCAAGAAGAAGGCGACUCGAACCCCGGAGGGGUUAGAAGGAUGGGGAACGUUUGAGCGUCAGGUUGUGGUUGCUUGCAAAGCAGAUGACAAGAAAUCCGCAAACGCUGGCGGCUCUCUUCAUCAAACGAAAGCGUCUUUGCAAAGGGCAUAUCUGUCUGGUGGUGCCCAAGGUCUGCGGGAGGAGUUGGAAUAUCUGCUGCAUGCGGAACACCUCACGCGCAAGUAUUCUGCGCCACUGUUGGAGGCGCAAAAGCAGAUAGCCGAUCUUCGAUAUCCCGCUGAGUGGUACCCGCGAGCACGAUCAGCACAACGAACGAUUCAUCUCCAUGUUGGACCUACAAAUUCCGGCAAGACAUAUCACGCGUUGCAACGGCUACGGAAGAGCAAAAACGGAUUCUACGCAGGCCCGCUCAGACUACUUGCGCAAGAAGUAUAUCACAGGUUCAAGGCAGAGGGAGUCCCGGUCAGUUUGGUGACGGGCGAUGAUGUCAAAGCCCCAGAGAACAAUGAAGUGCCGCGUAUUGUGAGCAACACGGUGGAAAUGGUCAGCCUUGGUCAGGAAUACGAUGUCGGAGUUAUCGAUGAGAUCCAAAUGAUCUCCAACCCUUCACGAGGAUGGGCCUGGACUCGAGCGUUCCUUGGAUGCCAGGCUACCGAGCUACAUCUUUGCGGAGAGACUCGAACAGUGCCCUUGAUCAGAGAGCUGUGCGCGCUGACGGGAGACAAAUUGGAAAUACACCGCUACGAACGACUCAACUCACUGGAGGUCAUGCCACAUAGCUUGAAGGGUAACCUGAUGCAGCUCGAAAAAGGAGACUGUGUCGUGGUGUUUUCUCGGAAAGGUAUCCACGCCAUGAAAGCAGACAUCGAGAAGUCAACGGGAAGACGUGCAGCCAUCGUCUACGGUGGUUUGCCCGCAGAGAUCCGAACCCAGCAAGCCAACCUGUUCAACGACCCCGACAAUGACUAUGACUUCCUAGUUGCCAGUGAUGCUAUUGGAAUGGGUUUGAAUUUGAGCUGCAAGCGUGUCAUCUUCGAUACUCUGGUCAAGCGAGGCCAGGAUGGACUUCAACGUCUUACUGUGCCAGAGAUCAAACAAAUCGGAGGACGUGCCGGGCGUUAUCGCCCAGCCAAUAUCAUGGAAGGCCAGGAUGAAGAUCCCAACGUGGGCUUGAUCACUUGUCUUGAAGAGGUCGACAUUCCGUUCAUUCAACAGGCCAUGAAAAUGGAGCCCCCUCCUCUGACUGCCGCGGGCAUUAUGCCUCCAGAUUCUGUCUUCCGGAAGUUUGCUGCCUACUUCCCGCCAGGUGUGCCUUUCGAGUAUUUGGUCAAGCGGACUCUGGAGAUUGCCCAGGUUAGCCCCUUGUUCUUCAUGUGCGACCCCAAGGGUCAGUUGGAAAACGCAGAAAUCGUCGACGCGGUGCAGGGCCUGCCCAUUGAGGACCAGCUCAAGUUCAUGGUUUCUCCCAUGGAUGUCAGGAACGCAAAGUCCCGUGAUGUUACUGGCGCGUUAGCUGAUUGUGUCGCUGAACAUGACGAUGGUCUCCUUUUGAACAUCCCUCACCUCAAGCUGGAAGUUCUCGAGCAACCUGUUUCCGGCAGCAAUGAAUAUAUGCAUGAUUUGGAGAGUCUCCACAAGGCCGUCAUUCUUUACCUGUGGCUCAGCUUCCGUUUCGGUGGUGUUUUCACAAACCGAACACUGGCCAGUCAUGUCAAGGAGCUUGUCGAAGAGAGAAUGGUCCGAGCCUUGACUGAGUUCUCUGCGAACAAGAGAUUGCGCAAGGGCUCUUCUCUCAAGCGCCAGAUCGCUCUUCAGAAGCAACUGCUCGAGCAGCAACGCAUGGGUGUUGCUUCGGAUGACUGGAGCGCUCAAGCGGCAGAGAUGCAGACCAACGUGCCUGCGGAAGUGUCUCCGGACGAAGAAUCCCUGGGAGAGUCAUCUGCCGAACCCGCCGAGCUUUCCAAGGAUGAGCUCUCUCGGGUUGAAAGCUCUGAUCCGGAGAACUCUUCAGCUCAAACUGAGCCUUCAUCUGAAACUGAGUCGUCGACUGAGGACCCGCCGUUGGAGAAUUCGUGGUACGAUUCAGAGACGGACAAAAAGGAAUAA